CUUACCCUUGUCUACUCUACCUCUAGCUAGCUGCUCUUCAUUUUUUACUUAAAACCUCAAACAGAAGAAACAUAUAUGACUGCUGCUCAUCAUCAUCAUCAUGCUUCACUUCCAAAAACCCUUAAUUUGCUUCUGAUAAGGUAAAGAAUAAUCAAAGAUACAGUAGUACUAGUCUCAAUUUGCUUUCGUUUUUUUGAGGUUGUUGUUAGUUAGGGUUAAAUAAUGGAUCCAGUCACAGCACACGGCCGUCCUCUCCCACCGCCUUUCCUUUCAAGAGAUCUUCAUCUACAUCCCCACCAUCAAUUCCAGCACCACCAGCAACAAAAUUCCGAGGAAGAACAAAGCGGUAACGCCGGCCGUGGCCAGAAGCGAGAUCGCGACGAAAACAACACCACCACCCCCACCGCGGCCGCCGCCGCCGCAAUCGAAAGCUUAAGCAAGGAUGCUUUCGGGUCGGGUGGCACCGGAUCAGAGGGAGAGAUGACGAGAAGACCCCGGGGCAGGCCUGCCGGGUCGAAGAACAAGCCGAAGCCGCCCAUCAUAAUCACCCGCGACAGCGCGAACGCCCUCCGAUCCCACGUCGUCGAAGUCUCCAACGGCUGCGAUAUCAUGGAAAGCCUCUCCACCUUCGCCAGGCGCAGGCAAAGAGGGGUUUGCAUUUUGAGCGGGAGUGGCACCGUCACUAACGUCACCCUCAGGCAACCCGCUUCGCCCGGUGCAGUCGUCACUUUACAUGGAAGAUUCGAGAUUUUAUCCUUGUCCGGCUCAUUCUUACCUCCUCCGGCACCGCCAGCAGCCUCCGGACUGACCAUUUAUCUCGCAGGCGGUCAAGGCCAGGUGGUCGGCGGCAGCGUCGUGGGCCCCCUUCUAGCCUCUGGUCCGGUGGUAAUAAUGGCUGCAUCAUUUGGUAAUGCAGCAUAUGAGAGGCUCCCAUUGGAGGAGGAAGACCCAGGGGUUCCAAUUCCCGGAGGCGGAUCUCUCGAAUCCCCUGGAAUUGGCGGACAGCAACAGCAGCAGCAACAGCAACAACUAAUGCCUGAUCCGAACACACCUCUUUUUCAUGGGAUGCCGCAAAAUCUUCUCAACUCGUGCCAAUUGCCAUCCGAGGCCUACUGGGGUGGCAAUGGUCGCCCUUCUUAUUAACAA
Messenger RNA from Corylus avellana, 1146 nucleotides. Its product is annotated as AT-hook motif nuclear-localized protein 18. Gene Ontology annotation, cellular component: nucleus. Gene Ontology annotation, biological process: vegetative to reproductive phase transition of meristem. The record is from RefSeq and is a predicted model, not a curated record. Lineage: Eukaryota; Viridiplantae; Streptophyta; Magnoliopsida; Fagales; Betulaceae. Gene Ontology annotation, molecular function: minor groove of adenine-thymine-rich DNA binding; DNA-binding transcription factor activity.